UGUUCAUGUCUUUUUUACUCUUUUUGCAUCUGGGCUGUAUAACAUGCGAAAUGAUCAAAGUUACAAGAAGAUCGCCUGUACUUCCUCUCACGGUUGCCUGGUGAACUCAUCGCUGAGAGCCCCGUUAAAGUUUUACAGUGUUCAAGUCUCCGAUUGUCAGGUAUGCAUUAUGCAUGUCUGUUCUUAUGUAUACGGUUCUAAUGGAAAACGUCCCCAACACGCCGGUGCGCAUGUAAUUCGAGUCUCUCACGUAUAUCCAUUUCCGUCAAUAUAUGUUCUUCGCUUUCCAAAGCCUACCGUUGUGCUUUGCUUGUUUAUAGAAUUUAGUUGAGUCUGGAAAGGAAGUAUCCAGCAGUCUUUUACGAUCUUGAUCAUUGUACUGCAGAGCGGGAGGCUAUGUCGUUGAACGAAUAGAAUAUAUCUUGUUAUCAGUAGCUGAGCGCAAUAACAGAUUUCUGCGAAUGGUCUUGACGAUGACUUGGAUGAUGUCGAAG
Molecule: messenger RNA, 494 nt
Organism: Zychaea mexicana
Lineage: Eukaryota; Fungi; Mucoromycota; Mucoromycetes; Mucorales; Lichtheimiaceae
Exons: 2
Coding region: 44-331 (95 amino acids)
Source: RefSeq, a predicted model, not a curated record